Messenger RNA from Solanum stenotomum, 957 nucleotides. RefSeq names its product probable phospholipid hydroperoxide glutathione peroxidase. Gene Ontology annotation, biological process: response to oxidative stress. The transcript has 6 exons. Gene Ontology annotation, molecular function: glutathione peroxidase activity. Bases 58 to 810 code for a protein of 250 amino acids. Gene Ontology annotation, cellular component: cytosol. NCBI's taxonomy places the organism in Eukaryota, Viridiplantae, Streptophyta, Magnoliopsida, Solanales, Solanaceae. The record is from RefSeq and is a predicted model, not a curated record.
AAAUCAUUGGCUUUGUCUAAACUCAAAGAGCAAAACCAAUAAAAAGAAACAUCAAGAAUGAUGAGCUCUAUGGUUCUUUCACCACCUUUGAGUGGUCUAUCACAUUCCAAAUUAGUAACAAACUCCAACAAGUACUCUUAUUCACCCUCUAAGGCUCAUUGUAUUUAUUUUUCAAACAAGAUUUCUCUUGAAUCCAGCUCCAAAUCAUCAUUUAUACAUGGUGAUUUCACUUUUCCUUCACCAAAUCUCUCAACAUUUGUAUCAAAAUCUUCAUCUUCCAAUAUUAUCACUGCCCAAACCUCUCCACUUGGUGAACAUGUCAUCUAUGAUUUUCAAGCUAAGGAAAAGAGAAGAGGUCUCUCACUCAGUUGCUUUAGAGAAAAAGUUGUUCUGAUUGUCAAUAUUCCUGAGCAAGGUUCCAUAUGGACAGAGUCGCAGUAUGAAUUACUUCAUUAUCUAUAUGACAACUAUAAAUCUCAAGGGUUUGAGAUAGCUGCAUUUCUCUAUAAUAAAAAAGAAACAGACAAGGCAGGAUCUAAAAAUGCACAAAAAGCACCAUCAGGGGGCCAGCUACAAAUUAAAGCUUCUAGGUUUCGAAUAUUCGAUAAGGUAAGAAUUAAUGGUAGAAGGGCACAUCCACUAUUUGUACAUCUAAGGUCAAAAUUUGGUAUAGGAGAAGCUAUCACUACUGAAUUCCACAAGUUUUUAGUAGAUAGAAAUGGAGUACCUUACAAAAGCUUUGGAUUGGACACCCCAUGUAAUGUGAUCGAGGAAGAGGUUAAGCAUUUACUCUUGGAGGAUGCAGAUUGACAAAGUUUAAGCAUCUCACGUAGUAUGGAUGACACACAUUAUUAUUUACUUUGACUUUUUGCUGUUUUCUGUUUUUUUACAUACAUAUUUUCUAACAAAGUAAUAAUUUAUCUCUUGGAAAAUACAUGUUGAAAAUAGGCACAAUUU